This is a messenger RNA of Necator americanus (New World hookworm), 489 nucleotides long. RefSeq lists its product as uncharacterized. The coding region runs from base 1 to 489 and encodes 162 amino acids. Lineage: Eukaryota; Metazoa; Nematoda; Chromadorea; Rhabditida; Ancylostomatidae. The transcript has a single exon. The record is from RefSeq and is a predicted model, not a curated record.
AUGACAUCCUACUUUCAGAAAGAAAGAAUCCCAGACCAGUGGAAGACCUCGCAAACCAUUCUUAUCUAUAAGAAGGGUGACCGAGAGAACCUUCGCAACUACUGUCCGAUAUGCUUGCUGAACGUGUUAUACAAAAUAUUCACCAAGAUCAUCCUCACGCGCAUGUCUAGGGCGCUGGAUGAAGUCCAGCCUCAAGAACAAGCUGGAUUCGUCCAAGGGUUCAGCUGCUUGGACCACAUCCAGACCGUGUCGAAGGUGAUAGAGGUUUCCCGGGAAUACGGCCUGCCUCUUGUUCUAACCUUCGUCGACUAUGAGAAAGCUUUCGCUUUUGACAGCGUAGAAAUGAAUGCAAUACUAUCAGUGCUAGUCGAUCAAGGUGUGGACGCGUCGUAUGUGAGGACAUUAGCCAAUUGCUACGAUCGAUGCACGACUAGGAUGCAGCUCUUCCACCGCCCUCUCACGAUAACCAUUGGAAAGGGAUUACGAUAA